Molecule: messenger RNA, 1489 nt
Organism: Coregonus clupeaformis (lake whitefish)
Lineage: Eukaryota; Metazoa; Chordata; Actinopteri; Salmoniformes; Salmonidae
Product: equilibrative nucleoside transporter 1
Exons: 13
Coding region: 120-1400 (426 amino acids)
Biological process (GO): nucleoside transmembrane transport; uridine transmembrane transport
Cellular component (GO): plasma membrane
Molecular function (GO): nucleoside transmembrane transporter activity
Source: RefSeq, a predicted model, not a curated record
AAACUGUCUGCGCUACUGAAGACCGUCAGUUUAAUUUCUACCCCGCUUCUACAUUUAAACAAAGGUUUUGUGCAGAGCUGUGGAAAAGUGUGAUAGACAGUAAUCACUGAAGACAAACAAUGGAUGUCCAUGAGCCUAAAGACAAAAACAAUGGCGUGUGGCUGAUCUUUUUCAUGCUGGGCUUAGGAACUCUCCUGCCAUGGAACUUCUUCAUGACAGCCACUAUGUAUUUUACCAGCCGUCUCAGAGACCCCACCCAAAUAUCAACCGACAAACCCUACGACCGUAGCCCUAUGGAGGCCGGUUACAACAACGUAUCAACACUUUGUGCAAUGGUGCCGUUACUGAUCUUCACCUGUCUCAACUCAGUCCUGCAUCACAGGAUUCCUCAAAAGUUCAGGAUCAUGGGCAGCCUGGCGGUGAUUUUGGUGCUGUUUCUUAUCACGGCCAUCGUGGUGAAAAUAGACAUGGCACCGGUCCCUUUCUUCACAUUAACCAUGAUCAAGAUUGUUAUCAUAAACUCCUUUGGCGCUAUCCUGCAGGGCAGUCUGUUUGGCAUGGCAGGGCUUCUGCCCGCCAAAUACACCACGCCCAUUAUGAGUGGGCAAGGUCUGGCGGGCACUUUCGCUGCCUUCUCCAUGAUCUGUGCUAUCGCAAGUGGCUCAGCACUAAGUGAUGCUGCUUUUGGAUACUUCAUCACAGCCUGUGUAGUGAUCAUAUUGGCCAUAAUGUCCUAUGUGGUCCUCCCUAAACUGGAGUUCUACCAAUAUUACAACAAGAGCCGAAGUGGGAACAGGCUUAGUAACGAGAUGAACAGGCUGGAAGAAAAUGCUGCAGUUCUCAACCAAGGAGAAGGAGAACAAACCGUGUCCAUGUUGACCAUCUUCAAGAAGAUCUGGGUCCUGGCUCUCUCUGCAUGUUUUGCCUUCACCGUCACCAUCGGCGUCUACCCUGCAGUCACUGUGGAUGUCAAGUCUACCAUCGCUGGUGGAGGCGCCUGGGAGAUGUACUUCAUCCCCGUGUGUUGUUUCCUGCUCUUUAACCUGAGCGACUGGGCUGGGAGAAGCCUUACUGCUGUGUGUGUGUGGCCUGGGAAGGACAGCAAACUGGUGCCCAUUUUUAUGGUGGCCCGUGUGAUCUUCGUGCCUCUCUUCAUGCUGUGCAACGUUCAGCCCCGCUACAAGCUGCCUGUGGUGUUUCAACACGACGCCUGGUUCAUCGUGUUCAUGAUCCUCUUCGCCUUCUCCAGUGGAUACCUGGCCAGCCUCUGCAUGUGCUUCGGGCCCAAAUUAGUUGCUCCUCAUGAGGCGGAGACGGCUGGUGCCAUCAUGGCCUUCUUCCUGUCCCUGGGUUUGGCUCUGGGAGCAUCCUUCUCAUUUCUCUUCAGAGCCAUAGUCUAAAAUGGCCCCCUGUGGGGAACAUGCAUAACCCAAACAUGACCCAUAACCCUUUGCAUUGCAACAGAUUCUCAACUGUUUGUGUUUAUUUA